AUGUAUGAUGCAAAUCCUCCUCAGUUGCAUUCCAACCUAAAGUUCAUUGCAUUGUAUCGGAGGCAGGCAAAAUUCGUCUCGGAAGAAGCUUAUUAUUUCACAAACCUUGUAUCUGCCAAGUCAUUUAUAUAUGACUUGGAUGCCAAGUCCCUUUCUAUUGAUGACACUGAAUUUCAGGAGAGCAUGCAAGCUGCUAGAUUGGCCAGUAGAGGGGCACAAAUCGAACCCUCACUUGCAUUGGAUGAGAACGCAGCUUUAACAGUUCCUUCAACAAGAAUGCAUAAAUUGAAACAAAUAGGACUCGCACCCAAAUUGGAUGAGAUAGCAGUCCUACUUGGGCAGGCUGACUCUGAGCCCUCAGUGAGAAUGCAUGAAAAAGAAACCUGCAAUACUGAUUGGUCGAGCUAUCCUUUUAUGGAAGCAGAGGCUGGUGAACUGACUGUUGGAGAUGUGGAGAGAUUGCUGAGUUUGUACAAGGAUGUGGUGAAAAAGUAUACAAACCUCUGCAGAGCUUUUGGACAAUUUCCUAUCUCCCAAAUAGAAAAAAUCAACCUUAAUUUGGAAGGAUAUAGUGUCCUAGCACAACCUGAAGAACAAAAAGUAGAUGAGAAAAAAGGAGAAUGAAGAACUGCAAUCAAUUUGUAAGUACUCUAUCUUCCAUAUUAUAGUUUGCUGUAACAUCCCUGAUUUGCUAUAUGAAAACAAAUAAUGAUAUUCAAAAGCCUGCUAACCAGAAUACAAAUAUCCAAGAGUUGGAUGGCAAUCUUCUUGUGCAAUUCAGAUUCUCGAUUAAUUUCUUCUAUGUUCAUUCAAGUUUCUAUAUAAUACCUAUACAUGUGUGUUUGU
This is a messenger RNA of Ilex paraguariensis (yerba mate), 846 nucleotides long. The record is from the annotation of a GenBank genome assembly. Lineage: Eukaryota; Viridiplantae; Streptophyta; Magnoliopsida; Aquifoliales; Aquifoliaceae.